ACUAGACGUGCUGUUGCGUUUCCUGGUACACAGUGGAAGCAGUGCAGUUAGCAUUAGCUUGAAGCGGACACUCAAAUCUGAGGAUUAAUAUCACAUAUUUCAUUUACAUUCAACACUCAAACCUGUGGAUUGAUUUUAAUAUAUUCAUUCUACACCAGACACUGAAGUCCAUGGAUUAAUUUGAUAAAAUGUUUUCUUAACGUUACAGACUCGUCCUUGCUCUUCACUGAGUUCCAGAUACAAAUGGACAGAAAUUCCAGGAAAAUUCGGAAUCAGGACUUAAAUCCAUGCAUUCAAGAAAGCGAUGCCUCUCAAAAGUGUUUGGAUGCUUACAACUAUGAUAAGAACAUGUGCAGCGCCUACUUCCAGUCUUACAAGAAUUGUAGAAAAUAUUGGCACAACAUCAUGUUGCAGAGGAGGAGAGAAGGGGUGAAACCUGACAUGCCAACAGCUGCAGAAAGGCAGGACAUUCUCUCUGCACAUGGAGGAAAACCCUAUUGACCUGUAUGACUUUAUCAUGGAUGGUAAUAUUGUUAUGUAAGUGACGUGAAAGACAAUGUAAGAUGAUUCUUUUCACUGUAAAAAGACACUUUUUAAGCAUUCUGCGCUUUUUUUGAAGAUUAAAAAAGACUGCAAAUGUUUUACCUCAGUUUAUAUUUCCACUGUUAUUGUUUUUUUAUUUGAGUAACACUAAGUGUGGUUGACUUUUAGCACUGCUUUCCGUCACUAAUUUCACUUUAUGAUAUAAUUUCAAGGAAUUUAAUCCAACUAAAUUGAGGUUUGUGUACUGUUCUGACUGUUUAUCAGUACCAAAACUUCAGUAAUCGAUACUGAUACCUAUGAAUUUCCAUUAGUUAUAAAACACCUUAUCUAACUCAUGUACUUUUACAUUCAUAAAUAUAUUUAUUUCCUUGUUACGUUAUGCCUUUUUGCUUUAUUUUUCACGAGCCCAUAACAAAAGAGGGCCGUUCAAAGUGUUGCCAAACAACAGGCAAGUUUCUCCAAGCGGUGUUUUCUUCGCACUUAUGGAAGUGAUAAAGGUUGGCUUGCAUGCUUCUGGAGGUUUUCUGCACGCAUGUGGUAAUGCACACUCCCUGGGCUUGUGGUGGCGGAUUUCCUGUCACUCGGUGAGCGCUUGUAUUUGAAUAUUGAAUAAAUGCACGACGCAAUGUACUCCUCUCUUUCACUUUAAAUACGUAGCGCUACUCGCCAAAUAUAGCAACAAAGUGGCUAAAGAGCAUCACAAAUCAUUUCUGCUACGUCUUUGGAAGUGCAGGUGCAUUUGGGUUAUGUUGUGAAGCGGAGUUACACCACAUCUACAGUUACGCUACACUCGUGCUUCUCAAUUAUU
Entelurus aequoreus (snake pipefish) is the source of this 1351-nucleotide messenger RNA. Its product is annotated as coiled-coil-helix-coiled-coil-helix domain-containing protein 7-like. NCBI's taxonomy places the organism in Eukaryota, Metazoa, Chordata, Actinopteri, Syngnathiformes, Syngnathidae. The record is from RefSeq and is a predicted model, not a curated record. The transcript is spliced from 4 exons. Bases 244 to 501 code for a protein of 85 amino acids.